AUGCCCACAGAUACGGUGAGGUUUUUACCCCUAGGUCCAGUUAUUCCACCUUCUAAAGAGAAUGUAACAGCGGUGAGUAAACUAGAGGACCUGGCGUGGUACAUGCCUACACACCACAAAAACUUGCAUAAAAAAAGGAUCAGCAUUCUUGGUGGCGGUAAGAAUGGGUUGACGUCUGUUGAGACUCAAACGUUGUAUUUCAUCGACUUGGAGAAUGAACUCUCCGGCUUUGUCCAGAUCCUUUACUCUUUGGUAUUGGGUGGUAUUUACAAAGGGUUUCAGAUCAAUUUCAAAAUGUUCAGUCAUUUAAAGGAAAAAAGUAAAGAGAUCGAGAUCUGGGAGAGUAUCAAGUUGGAUGAUGCCUCGUUCAAGAACAACGAGUUGAGCGUUGUUGGGAAUGGAAUUACUUUUGAGUUAAGAGAGCUACCUAAUAAGAACUUGACUCACACUAAUAAGGAACAUAGCUCCACUGAACUGUUCAAUGUUGCCAACUUAAAGAUUAAAAUUGAUAUUCCAAAAAUGGACAUCAAAAUCGACCUGAGAGCGAACUUAGGUGAAGGUUUUAAGAUCAAUCCCGAUGGGUGCUCCUAUUACUUGGAAAAGGCUACAAAAUACCAAGCUGCCCUUAAGGAGGACGUCGCAGAUCAUAAAAAAUACAUGCGACAUCAAUAUAUACCGAAUGGGAAGUGCCGAGGCAAAAUUCAAUACAGGAACGGUGCGAACAAGCAUAUUCAAAAAAUCAAGUUACAUGACGUGUCUGUAAUCUACUUGGAUGCAGUUCAAGGUUUAUUACCAAACAAGGCAGCGAAAAGAUGGAAUUUCUUGUAUUUCCAAAGUGCGAAUUACUCUGUAGUGUGUAUGGAGUAUACUACACCAGAUGACUAUGAUGCUGCAAAGGUGACUACGUGGGCUCUAAGCUCCCAUGGUAUUAUCCAAGAGGUCGGCUCAAAGAUCAAUGACUCAAACAUUAUUAAGUUUGAUAAUGUGGAGGAGGAUGCUGAGACUGGAUGGAAAUAUCCCAUGGGUAUGACGUUUACCUUCCCAUCUGCUGAUAAAGAACAAGCUUUGUCGAUCAAAGAUAUGAAUAUGGUGAACAGGUACGAUAUCCUAGGAGAGUUGCCUGGUAUAAUCAGGAAACUGGCGUCCAAUAUUGCACGCAUCAAUCCAUAUCUGUACCAGUACUGUCAAUCGGCUAAAUUCAAUGACGAAGAAGGUGUCUGUAUCGUGGAAUCCACAUUCAUAAGUUGA
Molecule: messenger RNA, 1248 nt
Organism: Huiozyma naganishii CBS 8797
Lineage: Eukaryota; Fungi; Ascomycota; Saccharomycetes; Saccharomycetales; Saccharomycetaceae
Exons: 1
Coding region: 1-1248 (415 amino acids)
Biological process (GO): response to oxidative stress
Cellular component (GO): cytoplasm
Source: RefSeq, a predicted model, not a curated record